GACUUGGAAAAGGGGUCAGCCAUCAUAAAUAAAAUUACAAGAGGUGAAGGUUGGGCGAGACUUGAGCGAGAGAGACAGAGAGAGAGAUAGAGAGAGAAUAGAAUAGAAUAACAAGGGUUUUUCAUUUAGCAAAAUCACUGUACUCAAAAACCCUCACAAAAUCAAACAAUAAUCAUGAGUCAAGCACUCACCAGAUCAAUCUCUCGCAACUCCGCGAGAUUUCUUUAUUUCUCACCGGCGAUUAUUAAUCAACCGCCGCUACAACAACGCAUCUUCAACGCUUCACUUGCUCCUAAUCUUCGCUCUUAUGCUGCGCUCUUAUCGUCUUCCCCGUUCUCCAGUUCCUCCGCUCGGAGCUUCCGCUCCGGCCGCGAUCUCAAUUAUGACAUUGAACCACCGAUGAACUGGGGGCUUCGUAUUGUGCCGGAGAAGAGAGCCUAUGUCAUUGAGCGAUUUGGGAAAUACGUGAAGACCCUUACUCCUGGAAUUCACCUACUGAUUCCAUUUGUUGAUCGAAUUGCUUACGCGCAUUCGUUGAAGGAAGAGGCUAUUCAGAUUCCAGAUCAGACUGCUAUUACCAAGGAUAAUGUCAGCAUCUCCAUUGACGGGGUUCUCUAUGUUAAGAUUGUGGACCCGAAAUUGGCUUCUUAUGGGGUGGAAAAUCCUUUGUAUGCAGUUAUUCAACUCGCACAGACAACUAUGCGUAGUGAGAUUGGUAAAAUAACGCUGGACAAAUCUUUUGAGGAACGAGACACCCUCAAUGUGAAGAUAGUGAUGGCUAUAAAUGAUGCUGCAAAAGACUGGGGCUUAAAAUGCCUCCGUUAUGAAAUAAAGGAUAUUUCUCCUCCACGUGGAGUCAAGGCAGCUAUGGAGAUGCAGGCAGAAGCUGAGCGUAAGAAGAGAGCUCUCGUUCUAGAGUCUGAAGGAGAAAGGCAGGCGCACAUCAAUAUAGCAGAUGGGAAGAAGAGUUCGGUUAUCCUUGCUUCUGAAGCUGCAAAGAUGGACCAAGUUAAUCGAGCUCAAGGAGAAGCAGAAGCAAUACUUGCUGUUGCACAAGCAACAAAUCAAAGAAUUGCUUUGGUUUCGCAAGCUCUUAAAAAUCAUGGAGGGGUGGAGGCGGCAACUUUGGGAAUAGCCGAACAAUAUAUUGAUGCCUUCGCAAAUCUGGCAAAGAAGGGUAAUACGUUGUUGCUUCCCACAAAUGCUUCAUCUCCUGCGAGCAUGAUAGCUGAAGCCCUAGGCAUAUACAAAAACCUAACCAGCAAUAGCUCUGGGCCUGACCUUGCUGAGAUCCCUGAAGACAAAAACAUUACAGAUAGACUCUUAUCUGAAGAUUCUGUUAAGGAGAAUAAGAAAUCUGGCAAGCGCAGUAUUCCAAUUGAUGCAGCCCAACCUGUUUUCUCUCUCCAGAGCCCUAAAAGACAUGACUAGAGUUGGUGCAGAUCAAAUUUAUUGACGAAAUGUUUAAAUGUGCCACUCGAUUUUGUAGUGCUCAGUAAUAGUUGCCCUCAGGUUGAAAGAUUUCUAUUAAAUGGUUGUCCAUUCGUUGAAAGAUGAUUGCAGGAGAAGUAACGUUCUGAUUCUGUAUGUGUUGUCAUCUGCAUUUGGUUAACAACAUUGGUUGUGAAUCUGGCUAGUAUAUUUUAUAAUUGAGAACAGCCGAUGAUUAUGGCAAAAAAAUGAUUGGCAUCGGCUAUGGAACUGUUUGUUAUGAUCAUGUUAGUGUCUACAUUUUGACUUUUA
This is a messenger RNA of Daucus carota subsp. sativus, 1743 nucleotides long. RefSeq lists its product as uncharacterized. Lineage: Eukaryota; Viridiplantae; Streptophyta; Magnoliopsida; Apiales; Apiaceae. Gene Ontology annotation, biological process: mitochondrion organization. Bases 175 to 1431 code for a protein of 418 amino acids. Gene Ontology annotation, cellular component: mitochondrion; membrane. The record is from RefSeq and is a predicted model, not a curated record. The transcript is spliced from 9 exons.